CGGGGCUUGCCGGCUCGGGCUACGCGAGUCCUCCUUUUUGCACACACACGAAUACAAAGAGCCAUACGACCUUCGGAUGCCGACCCUACAGCUUGGGGCCUGGGCUCCUCUGACCACCCUCACUGACAAAGGAAAGUGAGUCCAGAGAAGUUGAUGCUUCCUACCUGUUGGAGCGGCCCAGCAGUAUAAGCGUGUUUUUACUGUCCCAUCCACCAUGUCCUUCAGUGCCACCAUUCUCUUCUCCCCUCCUAGUGGCAGCGAGGCCAGAUGCCGCUGCUGCACCUGUAGGAGUGAGACUAGUGGGGGCAACGCAGGCUCCGAGGGCGGGAAUCCUCCUCCUAGCACCCCCAUCACAGUGACUGGACAUGGCCUGGCUGUUCAGAGCUCGGAGCAACUCCUGCAUAUUAUCUACCAGCGGGUGGAUAAGGCAGUGGGUUUGGCUGAAGCCGCUCUGGGUCUUGCCAGGGCCAACAAUGAGUUGUUAAAACGUCUCCAGGAGGAAGUGGGCGAGCUAAGGCAAGGGACAGUGUCCACCCCUGAUGAAGAUGGGGAAAGCCGGGCACAUAGUUCCCCACCUGAGGAGCCUGGGCCUCUCAAGGAGAGUCCCGGGGAAGCCUUCAAGGCUCUGUCUGCCGUGGAAGAGGAGUGUGACAGCGUGGGCAGUGGCGUGCAGGUGGUGAUUGAGGAGCUGCGGCAGCUGGGAGCAGCUUCGGUAGGGCCUGGGCCUUUGGACUUCCCAGCAACUCAGAAGGACAUGCGGCUCCCGGGGUGCACGCUGGCUGCCAGCGAGGGCCCCCCCCUGCUCAAUCCUCUGGUGGAUGAUUAUGUGGCCUCUGAGGGUGCAGUACAGCGAGUGCUGGUCCCUGCUUAUGCCAAGCAACUCUCACCAGCUGCACAACUGGCAAUCCAGCGGGCAACCUCAGAGACAGGACCAGAAAAUGGAACCAAGCUGCCACCACCUCACCCUGAGGACAUGCUCAAUUCCGCUGCUGCGCUGGACAGUGCCUUGGAAGAGUCAGGCCCUGGGAGCACUGGGGAGCUGAGACACUCUCUAGGGCUAACCGUUUCCCCAUGCAGGACCAGAAGAAGUGGGCAGAAGAACUCCAGGCGCAAGCGGGAUCUGGUACUUUCUAAACUGGUCCACAAUGUGCAUAACCACAUCACCAAUGACAAGAGAUUCAAUGGGUCUGAAAGCAUCAAGUCCUCUUGGAAUAUUUCAGUAGUGAAGUUUCUUCUGGAAAAGCUCAAGCAAGAGCUAGUGACCAGUCCCCACAAUUACACUGAUAAGGAGCUAAAAGGAGCCUGUGUGGCCUACUUCCUUACUAAAAGGCGUGAGUACCGCAACUCCCUGAACCCCUUUAAAGGCUUGAAGGAAAAAGAGGAGAAGAAACUUCGAAGUCGCCGAUAUCGGCUUUUUGCCAACCGAUCCAGUAUCAUGAGGCAUUUUGGACCUGAGGAUCAACGUCUGUGGAAGGAUGUGACAGAGGAGCUGAUGUCAGAUGAAGAGGACAGUCUUAACGAGCCAGGUGUGUGGGUGGCCCGCCCUCCCCGUUUCCGGGCCCAGCGCCUCACAGAGCUCUGCUACCAUCUGGAUGCUAACUCUAAGCAUGGCACCAAAGCCAACCGUGUGUAUGGGCCCCCCUCAGACAGACUGCCUUCUGCUGAAGCCCAGCUUCUUCCACCAGAACUUUAUAAUCCUAAUUUCCAAGAAGAGGAAGAUGAGGGAGGAGAUGAGAAUGCAUCUGUCUCCCCAUCUUUUGACCAGCCCCACAAAACCUGCUGUCCUGACUUGAACUCAUUCAUUGAAAUCAAGGUGGAAAAGGAUGAAUGAAAUCUAUAGCCAAGAAUAACUCUGGCUCCCACCAUGCCUCAUGUCCCAGAAAUAGGUGGCCAUGGGGCUUCCCAAAAUAAUGAGAUGCUCUGUGCAGUCUGAGAAAGC
This is a messenger RNA of Cebus imitator (Panamanian white-faced capuchin), 1939 nucleotides long. It is a transcript of the gene CUNH14orf93, whose product is annotated as chromosome unknown C14orf93 homolog. The record is from RefSeq and is a predicted model, not a curated record. The coding region runs from base 215 to 1831 and encodes 538 amino acids. NCBI's taxonomy places the organism in Eukaryota, Metazoa, Chordata, Mammalia, Primates, Cebidae. The transcript is spliced from 8 exons.